Messenger RNA from Brienomyrus brachyistius, 3645 nucleotides. It is a transcript of the gene tbc1d2, whose product is annotated as TBC1 domain family, member 2. The transcript has 14 exons. Lineage: Eukaryota; Metazoa; Chordata; Actinopteri; Osteoglossiformes; Mormyridae. Bases 229 to 3084 code for a protein of 951 amino acids. The record is from RefSeq and is a predicted model, not a curated record.
GAAGCUCCACCGAGCGCCACAGCGCAAUUUAACUUGCGAAGUUCAUCGGGAAAAGCCGCAAUCUCCGAUUCGUUUUAUCCUCUGCAUGACUGUUGUCUUAUUCGUAACUAGACAACUGUACGUUGUAUCACUCGGUGUUUAGGUGUUUUUUCAAAGCUACAGAGGACAUCUUUUAUCAACAUAUAUAACCAAUAUGUUUGGAUUUUGGACAAUUGUUACUACAAAUCAAUGCUUUGUGGAAUAAUGGAGAGACACAACCCCGAAGGAAAUCCGACUGAAUCAGCGCACACUCCACUUCCUCUUCAUGUAGAUCUGCCCGCUGUGUGCAAAGUCAUCAUUGAGCUGAUGAGUCCGGGAGAGACCACAGAGAACGGGAUGGAGGCCACGGCUGUGGACGAGGGACCCCGUCCAUGUGAGGAGCGCAUGGGCCGGGCCCCUGUGUCCGCCCCCACAAAGCUGUGCGGCUACUUGCACAAACUCGGGGGGCCCCUGCGCAGCUGGAAGUGCCGCUGGUUCACGUAUGAGGAGGGGAAGUGCCAACUGUUCUACUACAGGACCCCCCAGGACGCCAACCCGCUGGGCCACGUGGCGCUAGCCCGGGCCACCUUCGGCUACCCUCUCCGAGGGGAUGAGGGCACCUUCCAUGUCCAGACUCCGGAGCGCACCUUUGUCCUUAAGGCACUGAACCGGCAGACCAUGAUGUACUGGCUGCAGCAGCUGCAGCUGAAGCGCUGGCAGCACAGGUCACGGACGUCUGCAGGGUCUGCGCAGCUCUGCGGGGAAACGGAGGCGGGCGACUGGAGGCUGACCCGUGGUUGCAGCGCAGAUGGCGACUUCCUGCCCGCAGUGAAGACCCCCACGGGGCUGGUGGGUGAGGCAGCAGCGGGAUUGCCAGCCCCGAAGCAACGCACCAUGUUCAGCAACGUCUCCUUCAAACACCCCCUGACGGAGAUCCAGAACUCCGUACACAGUCUAUGCCUGAGCGCCUUCCGCCUGGAGGAGCUUCCGGAAGCUCCAUCUCCCGCCACCGACCCGAAGAGCCUCUGCCCGCCAUCAGGUGACAUUGUGUCCCCGAAGCUGCCAGAGCCACCAGGCGAAGGAUGGCAGGAGGACCGGAGGUCGUCUUGUCUGUCUCUGUCCCCAUCCAUGUCCCUCCGGAGCAGGAGGAAGAAAAAGAGGGCCAUGUCAUCCACCAUGCCCGCGGACCUGAGGGACGUCACCAGCUCGGACAAGACCUUGGUGCUCUCGCUGGCUGAAGAGGUCAAAUCACAGAAGGAGCUGGUGUGGCUGCUGCACAAAGCACUGGAGGCGGCCCAACAGGAGAAGCGCUCCUGCGCCCAGUUCCUGUCGGCGGAGGGCGAGCAGGAGCGCCUGGAGCUGCUGAGGCACCGUGAGCGGCACGCUGCCGACCUGGGCACCAGGCUGGAGGCGCUGCGCAGUCAACGGGAGGCGCUGCAGCAGCGACUGGUGCAGCGCGACAGCCACGUGGCGGAGCUGCAGGAGCAGGUGCGGCUGAUGAUGGAGAAAGACCAAGCCAAGCAGGAGGUCAUCCUCCGGCUGAGUGAGCAGUUGGCCGCCUCCUCCAGUGAAGCCCACAAGAUGGUGUCAAUCAGCUGCAAGAGGGUGGAGACCACGCAGGAGGAGAUCGAGAACCUUAAGGACGACAUAGAGGCCUACAAGCUACAAAACCAGUUUCUGAACUCAGAGAUUUAUCAACUGACCAAGCUGUGGAGGAACAGCUCUGAGCAGGAGAAGAGCCUCAUGGUGAAGUGCGCCCACCUGGAGGCCCGCAGCUGCCAGAUGGAAAGCCGCUACCUGGGCGUGCUGCGCAAGUUGCAGGAGUGCAAGGGCCUGGAGGCUGGGGAGCGGGAGUCUGUGCGCCACCUGGUGGAGGAAGCGCUACAGCGGGAGGAGAAGGACCACCUCAGACUGGACCCAGUCAGGGAAUAUGAUGAAUAUGGCUUCAAGAUCAUCCCAGACUAUGAGGUGGAGGAUAUGAAGCUGCUAUCCAGGAUCCAGGCCCUGGAGAUCCGAUCCAACAACCUGCUGCAGCAGGAGGCAGAGGACCGGCCCCUGGACAGCCGGUGGGCGCAGUAUCUGGGGGGGCGGCCCUCGGGUGAGCUGGCGGUCUCGCCGGAACUGAAGGUGCUGAUGCGGAGUGGCGUUCCCGUGGCACUGCGUCCGCGUGUAUGGCGCUGGCUGGUGGGGGUGCGCACACGCUCGCUCCGGGAGCGCCACCCCAACAGGUACCGUGAGCUGUGUGGGCGGGGCCAAAGCUCAGAGCAUGCGGCCGCCCGCCAGAUCCAACUGGACCUGCACCGCACCCUCUCCAGUAACCGGCACUUCUCCACACCCACGAGCCCCACCCUGAAGCAGCUCCACCGCAUCCUGCUGGCCUUCUCCUGGCAAAACCCCACCAUCGGCUAUUGCCAGGGCCUCAACAGACUGGCUGCCAUCGCGCUGCUGGUGCUGGAGAAUGAGGAAGAUGCCUUCUGGUGCCUGGUGGCCAUAGUGGAAGCCAUCAUGCCCCAGGACUAUUACAGCAAAACCCUCAUGGCCUCGCAGGCUGACCAGCGGGUGCUGAAGGACUUCAUGGUGGAGAAGAUGCCUCGACUGAUGGCUCACCUCGAGGAGCACAAUGUGGACGUCUCCCUCGUCACCUUCAACUGGUUCCUGGUGCUGUUCGUGGAGAGCCUGACCAGCGACAUCCUGAUGCGAGUGUGGGACGCCUUCCUGUAUGAGGGCACCAAGGUGUUAUUUCGCUACGCCAUGGCUAUCUUCAAAUACAAAGAGGAGGACAUCCUGAAGAUUCAUGACAACGUGGAGAUUUACCAGUACCUGCGCUUCUUCACCAAAACAAUCACAGAUGGCAGGAGGCUUACGAACAUCGCCUUCAACGAGCUGAACCCCUUCCCCAAGAGGCUGCUGAGAAGUCGUCGGGCUCAGCACCUGGAGCGCCUGCAGAUCGAGCUGUGCGAGCUAGAGCGCCUCCAACAGGAGUUCGUAGCCAAGAGCAGCGAAGAUGCCACGCAGUGUGUGGACAAGGGGCUGGACACCACAGUCAGCGAGGAUGACGACGACUGAGAUGCUUAACACCCCCCAGAAGAUGGACACCUGUGCCGCUCAAAUUAACCCACAUCAUGUCAGCAAGAACUGCUGGCCAGCGCAGCAAACCUGGCACAGGCAGUAAAUGAACAAGCAAUGGCACGAACAAGCGACACGAGUGAUUUCACACCGUUUUAAGGCAAUUUAUUCAUCAUCAGUGCUUGCUUUUAUUUUGGUGAGGGAGGAAAGCUGAAGUGACACCAUGGAGCCACUAGAGGGCAGUCAUAACAGUAGUGCUGACACAUUUGAGUGAAACAUCAGAUUUUACAAUGAAAUACGGCCCUCGUACUCUGCACUGAAAAGACACUUUAUCUGUUACCUUUGUAUGCAUGAGAGGUUUGUUACGCUUAUGGCCAACCUUAAACACACUCACAGACUCCGUAAAGUAUAUUCUAACACAUACAUAAAUAUACAUAAAAUCCUGGUUGCACUUCUGUCCACAUGCAUAUUUUGAUAUUUUUUUAACAUACAUUUGUAAAUAAAAAGAUGCAAGGCAGCAAGUGCUAUUUAUACAUUAAACUACUUUAAUUAUUUUGGUAA